AUGUCUUCGAAAACCAAAACCCUUCAAAUAUUUCUCCUUUCCACCCUCCUUUUCCUUAUCCAACUCAAUGUCUCUUCCGGCCAAACUGUGGUUAAAGGCGCUUAUUGGUAUUGGGACAGCGGAUUUCCAGCAUCCAGCAUAGAGUCCAGCCUUUUCACUCAUCUUUUCUGUGCAUUUGCUGAUCUUGAUCCCAAUACUUACCAAGUCACCGUUACUUCCUCAAACUCAGCCCAAUUCUCGAGCUUCACACAAACAGUCCAACAAAAAAACCCUUCUGUGAAAACCCUCUUGUCCAUUGGUGGAGGAGGCAAUGAUACUAUUGCAGACACCUUUGCUUCAAUGGCAAGCCAACCCAGCAGGCGAAAAUCAUUCAUUGACUCCUCCAUUAACUUAGCCAGGUCCUACAACUUCCAUGGUAUUGACCUUGAUUGGGAGUACCCGAACACCACCACUCACAUGACCAACUUUGGCACCCUUCUCACUGAGCUGCGAGCUGCUGUGGCCAAUGAGUCCCAGACAUCUGGCAACACCGAAUUGUUUUUAGCCGCUGCAGUAUUUCACUCUGCAGAUUACUAUACCAUAAAUUACCCCAUUGAGUCCAUAUCAAACAGUUUGGACUGGAUCAAUGUAAUGGCUUAUGACUUCUAUGGCUCUGCUUGGAACUCAAGCAGAGCCAGAACUGGACCACCGGCUGCAUUGUACAACGUCACCGCUAGCCAGGUUAAUGGGGAUGCUGGCAUCACAUCUUGGAUUGAGGCAGGUUUGGGUGCGGAUAAGAUAGUGCUGGGCCUUCCAUUUUAUGGGUAUGCUUGGCGUUUGCUGAAUGCUGAUGAGCAUGGCCUUUUUGCUCCGGCUGAUGGACCGGCUGAUGGACCGGCUAUUAGGACAGAUGGGAGCAUAAACUACAAGGAUAUACGGGACUUCAUAAGCCAGAAUGGGACACAGACAGUGUACAAUGCGACGGUUGUUACAAACUACUGCUACUCUGGGACAACAUGGAUUGGCUAUGACGACACACAGAGUAUCUCUGCCAAGGUUUCAUAUGCGAAGCAAAAGGGGCUUCUUGGUUACUUCUCAUGGCAAGUCAGUGGUGACGACAAUAACUGGGCUCUCUCUCAAACAGCUUCAACUACUUGGGGAUGA
Messenger RNA from Prunus armeniaca (apricot), 1143 nucleotides. The record is from the annotation of a GenBank genome assembly. NCBI's taxonomy places the organism in Eukaryota, Viridiplantae, Streptophyta, Magnoliopsida, Rosales, Rosaceae.